CCGCUGGGAUUCGGCAGCCAUCUUGUGUGAGAGGAGGGGGCUCAGUUGAGGAGCCACAGGAAGUGACCUCACCUGGAGACCUGGGGGGCCCGGCAACAACCCCAACAUUCCAGAGUUGAGUCUGAACCAGCUCACCUGGAUAGAGUCUCGCAGGAAGAUGUUCCUGAGUUGUAUCCCGCGAUGCCCAAGCCCAGCCCCCAAGAAACCCUGCGGUGGGUGCCUCGCCCAGUGGUGGGGACGCUGGGCCAGCCCUCACCCCCGACGCUCCUGGUGCUUCCAACAGAAAACGGCCAUGGGCCAGGACAGGUCAGCCUCGCGCCUGGCAAUGCACAGAAGGCUGCGGAUCGCCAGCAGGCAGGACGUGUGUCAGGCCCCUUUCACUGAUGACCUGUGUGUGGUGGGGGAGUGGUCAAACGAGCCCACAGCUCCGAAGCCCCCGUACCGGGCGUUCCCCGGCACACAGAAACCACUGGACGUCCCCCUCAGUCACACACUGUUGGUCAGAGCCCAGAUAGAGCCCAGGGGCUCCGCAAAUGCCCAUCUCACAGCGGAGGAAGUAGGGCCCGUUGACUUCGCCUGUGUCAGUCGUGACCCAGGGUCAGGGCCGGGCCUGGCACCUGACCUCACGGCUGGGGCGGCACAGAGCCCUGAUCUCCCAACAACACCCCCGCUGGAGCAGUGCUGGUCCUCCAUCGAUCAGCGCCACCACAAGGAUGCGCGGGGGACAGCUGUGUCCCCGGGGGCCGAGCAGGGCUCAGGGGAGGCCCUGAGAGAAGAGGCUCUGGGGAUGGAGGGUCUGGAGCCAGGACUGUACGCAGCAGCUGAAGCCGAGGACGCUGCAGGGGCACCAGACGCAGCACUGGCCCCGGCCUCAGCCCCAGCUCCGCAAGUCCCUUCUGCUGCAGCCCCAGUGCCACACCUGGCCUUCCCCGCCCCCGUCGUCCUGUAUUUCUCUUUACUCCUCCCCACUCUCUUCCUUUUCUCCACCUUAUUGUCCCUGAACCUCAAUAAAAUGUAAGUUGUUA
This is a messenger RNA of Oryctolagus cuniculus (rabbit), 1025 nucleotides long. The record is from RefSeq and is a predicted model, not a curated record. Lineage: Eukaryota; Metazoa; Chordata; Mammalia; Lagomorpha; Leporidae.